Molecule: messenger RNA, 1550 nt
Organism: Cydia strobilella
Lineage: Eukaryota; Metazoa; Arthropoda; Insecta; Lepidoptera; Tortricidae
Gene: Ubc4
Product: ubiquitin-conjugating enzyme E2-22 kDa
Exons: 3
Coding region: 102-701 (199 amino acids)
Molecular function (GO): protein binding
Source: RefSeq, a predicted model, not a curated record
UGGUGGCAACCCUAAGCUAAAUAGCCAUCCUUAUUUUGUUGUCUUUUAAAAACCCUACUAAAUUUUAGUUCAUUAAGAGAUUUUUAUUAGUGGUUUCAAUAAUGGCCAAUAUAUCAGCCAAACGAAUUAAAAGGGAAUUCAAAGAAAUCAUGAAAAGCGAAGAGGUGGCCGGAGGCGCGAUCACACUGGACCUGGUGAACAACAGCUGGACGGAGCUCCACGGCACCAUCGCCGGGCCGCUCGACACGCCAUACGAGGGCGGCACCUUCCAUCUAGAAAUCAAAGUGCCUGAGACUUACCCGUUCAAUCCGCCCAAGAUCCGUUUCAUCACAAAAAUCUGGCAUCCUAACGUAUCGUCCGUCACCGGCGCGAUUUGCUUAGACAUCCUGAAAGACCAGUGGGCCGCCGCGCUCACACUCCGCACCGUCCUCCUAUCCAUACAAGUACUGUUGUCCGCCGCAGAGCCCAACGACCCGCAGGACGCGGUCGUCGCAAAACAAUACCUAGAAAACCAACACCUCUUCAAAGUCACCGCGAGACAUUGGACCAACAUCUACGCCGGCGGGCCGACCGCCAUUCACGACUGCAACCAGAAAAUACAAGUCCUCCUAGAUAUGGGUAUAAACGAGGACCAGGCUAGGGUAGCGCUUUCCACCUACGAUUGGAACCUCGAAAGAGCGACGGAACAGAUAUUUAGUUAGUGAGUUCCUUUAAGCGGUGUAAGGUCAGAUGGGGAAUGAAAGUCGACUCUAGUGCACUCUAAGGAUAGAUCAAACAUGAUGCUGUUUGCUCAUCUAUGUAACUGCCGCAGUGUCCCAAAGGUGAGAACCAUCAUAAGGUACUCUUCCACCGAGUCUGAAAAUUUAUAACAUCUCGGUCCGUACUAUCCAAAAUCCAAAUGAACACUAGGAUGCAUAAAGUGGUGCAAAAUCUUAAAAUUACACUCCAAAUACAUGAAGCGGGAACUAACCAAACGAAUCAUUUGAUAAUCCGAAAGUCACGAAAUAUAUCGCCAUUGCGGGUCAAUAUUUUGCACUGCUUUACGUGUUUUAGUAUUAAUUUAUUGUUUGUGCCGACAAAUUGUAUAAUAAUUUCAAGAAUACUCCCAUCGGGAGCAGGAAAGAAAGUUAUUUUAGUAUGUCUCAAGUGCUAUUUAGCUCCCUGUAUGACCCAAAUGAAAAGCGUUUUGUACACAUUACGUUACGUUAGAUCCUUUUAAAACACUAGAUAAUCGAAGACUAUUAAGCGAAGUCGAUAAUAUCAAAUAUUUAAGAGGCGAUACUUUGCAGAAAUCUAAAUUAAUUAAUACAAUAUAAUAUAAUAUGUUACUUUGCUAAUUCGCGAAAAGAUAACGAUAAAGAUUAUAUGUAAAAAUAUGCAAGUAAGUAUAACGGAUUAGCACUGACUGACUAGCACGUUAUGUUUUCGCGGAUAAGCAAAAAGUAUUUUUAAUUAUUCUAAACUAUUAAUUCAAAAUUUUAUGGGAAAUUAUUUAUUUUAUUUUUCAAUAUCCUAAUAAUUACAGGUGCCGUGACGUACUUAUUAUCUUA